Molecule: messenger RNA, 768 nt
Organism: Cadophora gregata
Lineage: Eukaryota; Fungi; Ascomycota; Leotiomycetes; Helotiales; Ploettnerulaceae
Exons: 2
Coding region: 1-768 (255 amino acids)
Molecular function (GO): transmembrane monodehydroascorbate reductase activity
Source: RefSeq, a predicted model, not a curated record
AUGGCUUCAGCUACAGGAAUCCCUGAGACCACUUUGAUCCCACACGAGGGGACGGGAGAAGACGAGCCUCUUCUAGGAAGAGCUGGAGAUGUCGCACAGCCAGAAGGAAAGCCCAUCUACUACAAUUUGAUCAUCGGCACAGCAGUCAUCGCGCAAGCUGGCAUCGUCCUCCUCACAGCUUCCGUCUGGGCCAGCGUCUUCCUCAAACCGCUCAUCCUCUUCUCCGCCCACCCUCUCCUCAACUCCGGCGGUCUCCUCAUCCUCACUCAAUCCAUCCUCCUCCUCCAACCAACCCACACCCCCGAGCAGAAACGCAAAGGCACAGUCUCGCAUUUCAUCCUUAACAACCUCGCGCUUGAUGCUCUAGUCGCUGGACUUAUUGUCAUCGAGUACAACAAGAUUUCGCACAACGGCACGCAUUUCGAAUCUCCUCACGCCAUUCUAGGACUUAUUACUUAUAUCCUGCUUGGUAUUCAAGCUCUGGUCGGAUUCACUGCCUAUUAUGUGCCAAGCUUGUAUGGGAGUGUCGAUAAGGCGAAGUCAUUGUAUAAGUGGCACCGACUGAGUGGUUAUUUGGUCCUUACCCUAUUGUUGGCCACGGUGGCUGCCGCUACCCAGACUGACUACAAUAAGAAUGUCCUUGACAUAAAAUUAUGGGCGAUCCUGAUCUCGGCUGCUUUGGUGUUGAUUGGUGUAUUGCCCAGGAUCAAGAAGCAGAAGCUUGGACUGUCGGGAACGAUUAAACCCAGUGGUGCUUUUGGCCAGUAA